Nannospalax galili (Upper Galilee mountains blind mole rat) is the source of this 921-nucleotide messenger RNA. RefSeq names its product thyrotropin-releasing hormone receptor-like. Lineage: Eukaryota; Metazoa; Chordata; Mammalia; Rodentia; Spalacidae. Gene Ontology annotation, cellular component: membrane. Gene Ontology annotation, biological process: phospholipase C-activating G protein-coupled receptor signaling pathway. Gene Ontology annotation, molecular function: thyrotropin-releasing hormone receptor activity. The record is from RefSeq and is a predicted model, not a curated record.
AUGGACGGCCCCAGCAACGUCUCGCUCGCUCAUGGUGACACCAUGCCGGGCUUGCCUGAGUACAAGGCAGUCUCUGUCUUCUUGGUGCUUCUGGUGUACCACGGCAUCGUGGGUAACGCCAUGGUGAUCCUGGUGGUCCUGACCUCUAGGUACAUGCACACACCCACCAACUGCUACCUUGUCAGCCUGGCCCUGGCUGAUCUCAUUGUGCUGGUGGCUGCGGGGCUGUCUAAUGUCUCCGACAGCCUGGUGGGGCACUGGGUCUACGGGCACGCUGAUUGCCUAGGUAUCAACGUUUCUUCCUCCUCUAUUCUGGCGUUCACUGUGGAGAGGUACACAGGUACAUUGCCUCCAAUGAGGGCACAGACCGUGUGCACAGUGGCCUGGGCCAAAUGGAUCAACAUGGGCAUCUGGGGGGUUACAUCCAUCUACUGCCUGCUCUUCCUGGUGGACCUCAAUGUCCAUGAGAACCAGCGCCUGGAAUGUGGCUACAAGGUGUCCCAUGACCUCUACUUGCCUGUCUACCUGCUGGACUUCACCGUCUUCUUCGUUGCGCCCCUGUUGGUGACCAUGGCGCUCUACGGUCUCAUCGAGAGGAUCCUGUUCUGGAGCCCACUGUCCCACCAGGCCUGGCAGAAGGCGAGGCAGCCCCGUGGACAGGAUGAGGGUGUAUCAGGCAGCUGCUCCAGGCCUAAGGGAUCCCAGUCCUCCAGGAAGCAGGCAACCAGGCUGCUGGCAGUGGUCGUGCUGCUCUUUGCUAUGCUGUGGACUCCCUACCGCACUCUGGUGCUGCUCGAUUCCUUCCUGGCCCGGCCUCUCCUGGACCACUCACCCAUGCAGCUGGGCUCCCAUGAGGCCUCAGGUCCUGGGGCAACUGGUUCCCUGCCUCACCAGCAAGAACCCCACUUUGGUGUGCUCUGA